Manacus vitellinus (golden-collared manakin) is the source of this 1131-nucleotide messenger RNA. Its product is annotated as vasoactive intestinal polypeptide receptor 1-like. The transcript has 12 exons. Gene Ontology annotation, biological process: cell surface receptor signaling pathway; adenylate cyclase-modulating G protein-coupled receptor signaling pathway. Gene Ontology annotation, cellular component: plasma membrane. The coding region runs from base 1 to 1131 and encodes 376 amino acids. The record is from RefSeq and is a predicted model, not a curated record. Gene Ontology annotation, molecular function: vasoactive intestinal polypeptide receptor activity; peptide hormone binding; G protein-coupled peptide receptor activity. Lineage: Eukaryota; Metazoa; Chordata; Aves; Passeriformes; Pipridae.
AUGAGGGGAGAGGGUCUAAGGAAACCUUGUGCCAGAGGGGGACGCUGCCGGACCGAGUGGGACGGGCUGAGCUGCUGGUCGGCCGUGCCCGUCGGCCAGUCCCGAGCCAUCGCCUGCCCCGACAUCCUCCACGUCUUCAAGAAGUCCAAAGUGCUGAUCCAGAGGAACUGCACCGAGCUGGGAUGGAGCUCCCCCAGCCCUCCCUACCACAGCGCCUGCGAGCUGGAGGCCCUUGGCAGCAACAAUGACACUGAGGCCAAGAAAGGCUAUUUUGUCACCAUGAAGGUGCUUUACACCUGUGGCUACUCCACGUCCCUGGCAGCCCUGUUCUUGGCCAUCGGCAUCUUCUCCUGCUUCAGGAAGCUGCACUGCACGAGGAACUCCAUCCACAUCCACUUCUUCACCUCCUUUGUGCUGCGGGGGACUGCUGUGUUCAUCAAGGACAGUGUCCUCUUCUCGGACGAGUCCAUCGACCACUGCACCAUGUCAACAGUGAACUGCAAAGCAGCCAUCACCUUCUUCCAGUACUCGGUCCUGGCCAACUUCUACUGGCUGCUGGUGGAGGGCCUGUACCUGCAGACCCUGCUGCUGCUCACCUUCACCUCCGACAGGAGGUACAUCUGCUGGUACAUCCUCAUCGGCUGGGGUGUCCCCAUGGUGACAGUGGCUGUGUGGGUGGUCACCAGGCUGCAGUAUGACAACCACGGGUGCUGGGAUGAUUACACCAGCCUGUACUGGUGGGUGAUCAAGGCUCCCAUCCUCCUGGCCAUAUUUGUGAACUUCCUCAUCUUCCUCAAUGUCACCAGGAUGUUGGCACAGAAGAUCCGGUCCCCAGACAUCAGCAAAAACUACAAGCAGCAGUACAUGAGGCUGACCAAGUCCACGCUGCUGCUCAUCCCUCUCUUCGGGGUGCACUACGUGGUGUUCGCUCUCUUCCCCGAGCACGUCGGCGUCGGUGCCCGGCUGUACUUCGAGCUGGUCCUCGGCUCCUACCAGGGCUUCCUGGUGGCUCUGCUGUACUGUUUCCUGAACGGGGAGGUCCAGGCUGAGAUCAAGAGGAACUGGGGCAAGUGGCAGUUGUCCAUGGAGAGCAACGUCUUCAACCUGGUGACCCAGGACUUCACAGCGUGA